This is a messenger RNA of Penicillium nucicola, 4131 nucleotides long. RefSeq names its product MYB and HSA domain protein (gene eaf1). The record is from RefSeq and is a predicted model, not a curated record. The coding region runs from base 1 to 4131 and encodes 1376 amino acids. Lineage: Eukaryota; Fungi; Ascomycota; Eurotiomycetes; Eurotiales; Aspergillaceae. The transcript has 5 exons.
AUGCUCCGCGACGAGCUCCUUCGGUCUAAAAACGAUGAGAUCGCAAACUGUUUGUCGCGCCGAAAGCGCAAGCUCAGCGCAUUGUAUCUAGCCACGGUCGGGUUUGGCGCGACCGAGGACUCGCAUUACCAGCAAAAGGAACGAGCGUUUCUCGACGCCAACGAUCUUUCCAAAGGUCGAUACUUCGAUGAAGCUACGCUUCCACUGCCUGCCCAUGCGCGCGCGCGUUCUCCAUCCAGAAGCUUAGUUUCCCCGACAACGGCUUCUGGCACCAAGACCAAACCUGUUAGCGACAUUGCUCUCCCGUCCGCCAGCGAUGACGGUGUUCCGCAGGUGACCGAACCGAUCCAAAGCGACACACUCGCAUCGGCGCAACCUGGGACUGCCACCCCCAAUGUCGCGCCAUCACCGGAGACCAAUGGAGCACAACUACCAUCUGCACCACCCGUUUCCAAGCCGCCAAAGGCUAUCGAUAUGCCACCGAAGGCUGCGCCAUUCACCCAAUCCUCGCGCGACCCGAAAGUCAGCGCACCUGUCUCCAACGUUAUUCACGAUACAACCGAAGCCAAGGUUUCGCGCGCGAAGGGAACUGCGACAGGCGCUCCUUCAUUGGAAAUACCAUCUGACAUCCAUCGAAAGAAAGAUCCAAGGACGUCUCUGACUCUAGGACCCUCUAAUACUGAACACCCUCUUUCUCCCGCCUCCUCUAUCGAUCCUUACUCUAAUAAUACCCCCGUACCAGCCGCCGCAUCGCCCGACACAAGUCCCGCAGAAGAAGCAGCCGAGGAGGCUGAACCAAUCACUCGCCCACACAAACAUGACCGAUCACGAUCAAGUCUGGUCCCGUCAACCCCUGAUGAGCAAUUGCUCUUAGAACAAGCCAACUCGGCACAGGAGAAGCCUGUGGAUGUUAAUGCCAAUCUGCCUUCCUCGAGCGAGGUAAUCAAAGAGAGCAAAGGUACUGAAAAUGCUCAAGAUGAAAUGGAUAUCGACCAAACCGCCCCCGAUUCUGAAGCGAAGAAAUCUGUAUCAAAAUCCGUAUCGCCAUCCACGAUGGAUGUCACUGCUGAUUCUGUCACGCCUAUCAAGAAACCGUCAUUAUCCAUACCUGUUACUCAGCCUGGAUCAUCACAACCAGAGCGCAUGACCACACGAGUUUCGUCUGGAGCUAUCCGCCAUAAGUCAGUGUCCGAAAUUCUGGGAGAGACCCCCAGGAGCCACCAUGACAGGGCUCCACCCACACCCUCUGAGCAAGGGUCCCCGGAUUCCGUUGCGAGAAUGCGGUUCAAGGAUCGGAAAGACCGGGAGAAAGAGAGAAGCCGACUCUCGACUGUGGUUUUCCCCAAGCAGCAGCCCUCUCAGCCUGAGUCUAUGGAACUACUGCACAGGGACAUGGAUGCAGUUGCCAAGCUGAAUGAGGAACAAGACUAUCUGUUCACAUUAUUUUUGAACCGAGCCUACGCUCCUCCACGGGGAACAAAUCUCAAUACUCUCUUGGCUUCCGCGCACAAGACAUUAACUACGAACAACCAUUUGCUUGAAUACCAGGAGUCUAUGGAUUGUCGUACUCUACGGCGCAUUUAUGCCCUUCAAAACGCCAACCGUUGGCCAUUACGGCAAAUGAAGCGUUCCGUCGAACCUCCCCGCCAAGGAUCGCAUUGGGAUGUGGUGAUGAAUCACAUGAAAUGGAUGCGAACUGACUUCCGAGAGGAACGCAAGUGGAAGCUUGCUGCCGCAAAGAGCUGUGCCGAUUGGUGUGCCGAAUAUGUCAACAGUGACGAGGAACACCGGGCUCUACUGCGUGUUCAAACAAAGAUUCCUUCGCCAUCCUUGGCCGAAAAGGAUGGACCGAAGGCCGGUCCUAGCCCACCCUCCGAGGACACUGGUGAUGAAGCGUUUGGUGGCUCUCAUCCCACUCCGGACCUCGUUCCAUCGGCCGAGGAGGAGUCGGUUAGCGAUGGAUUCAAUGAUGAGCCUCGACACAGCCUCCAAGACACUGUGACCCCUGCAGCUAUUUUCUCCCUCGGCUCGGACGAGUUUAACUUCUCGAUCGACAUGACCCCUGCUGCCGAAAAGUUACUGGACGAAUUGCCGAUAUACGGACCAUUGACAAUGGCCUCUGGAACGAAUGUACCAGACUUCAAAGCACCUCCUGAUUCAGCUUGGAAGACGGAACUUGUGCCUGUCUCUAAAUUUGCGUCGACCAAGAUCACCUUCCACGAUGACGACCGUCCCCGCAAGCGAAGCAGAUAUGAUUUCUCCCAGUACAACAAUGAUUCAGAUCAUCGCAUUACCGAUCUUCCCCCUGAGCAAACCAAUGUUGCUCUCUUCCGCCCCGAAAACAAACCCAUCCGUGAUCGCAUUCAUCCUGGGCACUCAUUCAGACCUCCAACCGAACAUCCGAUGCCUUCUGUUGGAUUCUUCGAGUCACGUCAGUCAUCACAAUGGACCUUUGCCGAAGAUGAUGAAUUACGACGUUUGGUGAAGGAGUAUUCCUACAACUGGUCUUUAAUUUCCAGUUGCCUAACUCCAUCGUCUAUCUUCACUUCUGGAGCCGAGAGACGGACCCCCUGGGAAUGUUUCGAACGAUGGGUGGGACUUGAAGGUCUUCCGGCUGAUAUGUCCAAGACGCAAUAUUUCCGUGCCUACCACCAGAGGCUUGAAACCGCUCAGCGUACCGUGCUGGCUCAGCAGGCGGCUGCUCAACAGCAACAGCAGCAACAGCAACAGCAGCAGGGCAAUAACGGUCCGCCUCAGCCACCUAUACGUCGGAGGUCUACACAGCCUAUUCGUGUUGAUAGGAGACGGUCUUCAAAGCAUCUCGCUUUGCUCGAUGCUAUGCGUAAGCUGGCAAAGAAGAGGGAGACUAUGCUUCAAAAGCAACAGCAUGCUUCUCAUCUCGCCUCAUUGCGCAAGGCUAACGAGGCUAAUCAACCUAAACCCCCUAUUUCAUCGCCAGCUGAGUUUAGUCGGCUGAAAUAUGACCGGGAGAUGAAAUUGCAGGAAAGGCAAGAGCAGUAUCGCCAGCAAAUGAUUGCGCAACAAAGAGCGAGCCUUGCAGCUCAGCGUUCCGGUCAAGCGCCUAACCAGCCAGCGGCAAACGCUCCAGGGCGCACAAACACCAACAUGCCUCCUACCUCCAAUCCCGGCCUGCCAGGUGGUACUCCAAAUGGAGUUCCUAAUGGCAUGCAGUCUGGUGCAGGUGUUAAUCAAGGUCGUCCUCUCCCUAUGCAAAACAUGACGACCGGGGCGCAGUCAAACGGCCAAAUGACCAACGGUAUGGCUAUGAAGAUGAUGCCGAAUCAAAUGCAAGGACCAGGCGCGAGACCUGGUAUGACGAUGCAAACAUCCCCCGAUAAUACGCGUGUCAUUCGAGAAGCGAAUCGACUGCAGGAGCAGCAGCGCCUUCUCCAAUCCAGGCAGCAACCGCAAGGCCAGCAAUUCCACAACCAGCAAUUCCCAUCGCAGGGAUCACCGAAUCUGAACAUGUCAAACGGCACCCCCAACAAUCCAGCCAUGAUAGCUGCAAUGCAGGCUCAAGGAGGAAUGCAAAGCCCGUCAUUCCACGCUGGCACGCCCCAAGGCGUGUCAACCCCGUCGCCUCGCAUGGGUCAACCGAAUCCUCUUUCGAGCGGUGUCGUGCCACAAAUCAGCAACAUCCAAAGCCAGAUCCAGCGCAGCAACCCCAACAUGCCUCCUGAGCAGAUAACCAAGUUAGCCACUGACCGACUCAACCAGUACCAACAGUCGCAACAACAGCGCUUGUCCCAACAGGCCGCGAUCAACGCUGCUUCGGGUAGUAUCAACGCGAAUGCCAUGAAUGCCAAUAACGUGCAGGCGAACUUCCAAGUUCCUCAUGAUGGCAAUUUCCAGACCCCGUCGGCGCCCAACAUGGCAAACGGCAAUUCUGGGAUGCAGGUUCCUCAACCCCAGGGCUUUUCCCCUAUGAUGCGAGUCCCUCAGCCUGGUCAACAAAAUCGCGGUGGUCCAACUAGCUCGCCCGCCAUGAACGGAGCUGUCGUCCAGCCCAGCCGAAGCGGCACCCCUCAAACCCAACGCAGUGGCAGUGCUCAAGCCGGCCCUCAGAGCAAGAGCCCUCACGCCCCAGCAGCUCAAACAGCUACUAGCUAA